AUGGCCUCCCGCGGCUCAAAGAUCGCCCUCGCGAGCACGUCCCUCUUCGCCGUCUCGACCAUCAUCCUCGUCCACUUCCAGCAAAAGGCCGAGCAAUCCGCAAUGCACCAGGGCGUCGUCCGCGACAUGGAGCAGCAGCGCAUCAAGCGCGAGAGGCAGCUCGACUUCGACCUCCAGAAACAGCUCGAGGCCGAGUACAGGCAGGAGCAGAACGUGCGCAGCUCCGUCGAGAACAUCCCGCCGGCGCAGGGUGGUCUGAAGAGGUAG
Molecule: messenger RNA, 267 nt
Organism: Diaporthe batatas
Lineage: Eukaryota; Fungi; Ascomycota; Sordariomycetes; Diaporthales; Diaporthaceae
Exons: 2
Coding region: 1-267 (88 amino acids)
Biological process (GO): mitochondrial respiratory chain complex IV assembly
Cellular component (GO): mitochondrion
Source: RefSeq, a predicted model, not a curated record